AUGCCACAUCGUGGUCGUUUAAAUGUUCUUAGUAAUGUAAUUCGAAGACCUAAUGAAUCUGUUUUCUCUGAUUUUGGUGGCACGGCUGAACCGGGCGAAGAAGGUUCUGGUGAUGUAAAAUAUCAUUUGGGGAUGAACUUUGACCGACCAACACCUUCUGGUAAACGAGUUCAUCUUUCACUUGCAGCGAAUCCAUCACACUUGGAAGCUGUAGAUCCAGUUGUGCUGGGAAAAACACGAGCCAUUCAGUUUUACAUGAACGAUGAGAAGGAUCGACAUCGCGCAAUGGCUGUUUUAAUACACGGGGAUGCUGCGUUUGCAGCACAAGGAGUUGUCUAUGAAACUAUGGGAUUCCACGACCUACCGAAUUAUACCACGGGUGGAACUGUUCAUAUUAUUGUGAAUAAUCAGAUAGGGUUCACUACUGAUCCUCGAUUCUCGCGCUCUACGCCGUAUUGUUCAGAUAUAGCCAAGAUGGUCAGUGCACCAAUAUUUCAUGUUAAUGCUGACGAUGUUGAGGCGGUGAAUUUCGUGUGUCAAGUUGCAGCUGAAUGGCGUCAAAAAUUCAAAAAGGAUGUGAUCGUUGAUCUUGUGGGCUAUCGUAAGCACGGUCACAAUGAAGUGGAUCAACCAAGUUUCACACAUCCCAGAAUGUAUAAACAAAUUGGCAAGCAGACACCUAUACUUGAAAAGUAUAUUCAGGCACUUUUGAAAGAUGGCACAUUCACUGAAGAAGAAAUUAAGAAUCACAAAAAAUGGAUUUGGGAUACUUUGGAAGAUAGUUAUGCAAAAAGCAAAGAUUACAAGCCAACUAGCCGCGAAUGGCUAUCGAGCUCAUGGCAUGGUUUCAAAUCGCCAAAGGAAAUAGCAGAACUGACGAUGCCUGUUUAUCCAACUGGUGCAGCAACAGAAUCACUUAAACAUGUUGGUCAAAUGAUUAGUUCUUAUCCGAAGAAUUUUAAUGUUCAUCCAGCUCUCGGUCGUAUACUAAAAGCGCGUGAUAAAUCUAUUACAGAAGGGCAAAAUAUUGAUUGGGCAACUGCAGAGGGUCUCGCGUUCGGAUCCUUGCUCUUGGAACACAAACAUGUUCGCCUGUCCGGUCAAGAUGUAGAACGGGGGACAUUUUCUCAACGUCACGCUGUUCUGCAUGACCAAGUAACUGAAUACCAAUAUGUGCCCCUCAAUGAUUUAGGUGUUGGACAAGCAGCGCAUUUCACCGUAUGCAAUUCAUCACUUUCCGAAUAUGGAAUACUUGGAUUCGAAUUGGGUUAUUCAUUAGUUAAUCCAAAUUCACUUGUAUUAUGGGAAGCUCAAUUCGGUGAUUUCGCCAACAAUGCACAAUGUAUCAUUGAUCAAUUCAUUGCGUCUGGUGAAAAGAAAUGGCUUCAACGUACUGGCUUGGUGUGUUUAUUACCACACGGUUACGAUGGACAGGGACCUGAACAUUCUAGUGGACGUAUUGAACGUUUCUUACAGCUGUGUGAUGACCAUCCUUAUGUAUUUCCUUCACCCGAAAAGGUGGCACGCCAACAUCAGGAUUGUAAUAUGCAAGUAGUCUAUUGCUCAACCCCCGCAAACUAUUUCCAUGCAUUGAGAAGACAGAUUCAUCGGGACUUUAGAAAACCUCUUAUUGUCUUCACCUCAAAACUUCUCUUACGUCAUCCAAUGGCUCGUUCUUCUCUGGAAGAAAUGUCCGGAGAUACUUACUUCCAACGCUACAUCCCUGAUCCACAUCCUGAAAAUCUGGCAUCCCCCGAGAAAAUUACACGUCACGUUUUUUGCACUGGACAAGUUUACUACGCACUCCUCAAAGCUCGAAACCUAAACAACAUGGAUCACGUUGCAAUUUCACGCCUAGAACAAAUAAAUCCGUUCCCGUAUGAUUUAAUUGCCAAUCAUAUUGAUAAAUAUCCAAAUGCACAGAUUAUAUGGGCACAAGAAGAACCAUUGAAUGGAGGCGCAUUUGCUUAUAUUGCGCCAAGGAUUCGCACAGUGGCUAAUCACACUAAAUAUCAUCAAGGUAAGGCAGCAAAACCAGCAACUCGUCCUCCUGCAGCCUCACCCUCGACAGGCAAUAAAAAGAUUCACAUUCAAGAAGAGCAAGAUGUAUUAUCGGAGGCAUUAAUAGGACAGGUUGUAAGACCACAAAAAAUAGAUAAUGGGGUGCCGAUUUGGAGUUAA
Messenger RNA from Ambispora gerdemannii, 2181 nucleotides. NCBI's taxonomy places the organism in Eukaryota, Fungi, Glomeromycota, Glomeromycetes, Archaeosporales, Ambisporaceae. The record is from the annotation of a GenBank genome assembly.